This is a messenger RNA of Ricinus communis (castor bean), 3979 nucleotides long. RefSeq names its product protein FLOWERING LOCUS D. Lineage: Eukaryota; Viridiplantae; Streptophyta; Magnoliopsida; Malpighiales; Euphorbiaceae. Bases 225 to 2954 code for a protein of 909 amino acids. The record is from RefSeq and is a predicted model, not a curated record. The transcript has 5 exons. Gene Ontology annotation, molecular function: protein binding; oxidoreductase activity.
UGAAAUUAUAUCAGAUCAGUUGAGUUAAUUUAUUCUUUUUUGGUUUUAACCUAACAGAGCUCACCAACCCAGAAGGGCAGAAGGAGAAGAAGAAGAAGAAGAAGAAGAAGAAGAAGAAAACAGAAACAGAAAACUACUUGCAACAGACCUUUUCUUCCCAGUCACCAUUUUUCUCUGUUUUCUCAGUGUCUACAAAUCAAAAACUGAAAAAAAAAGAAAAAAAAAUGAAUCCACCUUCUCCAAAUCCGAAUCCAAAUCCAGAUGAAUUCUCUUCUCUCCCGCUGGAAUUCAUUUCUUUCCCUCCAAUCUCUAACCCAACUCCCACCCUGAACCCUAACCCUAACCCCACAACCCCUCACUUCCUCUCCUUCUCCAUCCCCAAAAAACGACGUCGCGGCCGUUCCCAACGCACCACCACAAUACCAACGACGUCGUUUCACCUCCCUCCAAUCCCACCUUUUCCACCCAAAUCCAGCUUUAACACACCCCAAAAUUCUAACUCUAAUUCUUUAACACUAACACAGCAACAACCAAUCCCCGACAUUUCCGAGGAGAUUAUUGUAAUCAAUAAGGAGUCCACCAGCGAAGCAUUAAUUGCACUUUCUUCCGGUUUUCCCGCUGAUUCUUUAACGGAAGAAGAGAUUGAAGCAGGUGUCGUUUCGGUCAUUGGUGGAAUUGAACAGGUUAAUUAUAUUCUAAUUAGAAAUCAUAUCAUUACAAAAUGGCGCGAAAAUUUUAACACUUGGAUUACUAAGGAUAUGUUUUUAAACUCGGUUCCAAAACAUUGUCAUGGUCUGUUAGAUUCUGCUUAUGAAUAUUUAGUUUCGCGCGGAUUUAUUAAUUUUGGAGUUUCGCAGUCGAUUAAGGAUAGAAUACCUGGGGAGUUGAAUAAGUGUAAUGUGAUAAUAAUUGGUGCUGGUUUAGCUGGAUUGGCCGCUGCUAGACAGUUGAUGAGGUUUGGGUUUAAAGUUACUGUUCUUGAGGGGAGAAAACGUGCCGGUGGGAGAGUUUAUACAAAGAAAAUGGAGAGUGGAAGUGGGAAUAGGGUUUCUGCAUCGGCGGAUUUAGGUGGGAGUGUGUUGACUGGGACUUUGGGUAAUCCGUUAGGGAUUUUGGCUAGGCAGCUAGGAUGCUCGUUGCACAAGGUGAGAGAUAAGUGUCCGCUUUAUAGGUUUGAUGGGAAACCAGUUGAUUUGGAUAUGGAUAUGAAGGUUGAGACUGCGUUUAAUCAUUUAUUGGAUAAGGCUAGUAAGCUUAGGCAGUUGAUGGGGGAUGUUUCAAUGGAUGUGUCAUUAGGGGCAGCUGUGGAGACUUUUAGACAGGUUUAUGGGGAUGAGGUGAAUGAUGAGGAAAUGAACUUGUUUAAUUGGCAUUGUGCAAAUUUGGAAUAUGCAAAUGCAGGUUUGUUGUCAAAGCUUUCAUUGGCAUUUUGGGAUCAAGAUGAUCCCUAUGAUAUGGGUGGGGAUCAUUGUUUCAUGCCUGGUGGGAAUGGGAGGUUGGUUCAGGCUUUAGCAGAGAAUGUACCGAUUUUGUAUGAGAGGACUGUGCAUACUAUUAGGUAUGGGAGUGAUGGGGUGCAGGUUAUUUCUGGAAGUCAGGUUUUUGAGGGGGAUAUGGUAUUGUGUACAGUUCCACUUGGUGUAUUGAAAAGUGGGUCCAUAAAAUUUAUUCCUGAGUUGCCGCAGAAGAAGCUUGAUGGGAUAAAAAGGUUGGGGUAUGGACUGUUGAAUAAGGUCGCAAUGCUUUUUCCUUAUGUGUUUUGGGAAACUGAUCUUGAUACAUUUGGGCAUUUGACUGAGGAUUCAAGCACGCGAGGGGAGUUCUUUCUAUUUUAUAGCUAUUCAGCAGUUUCCAGUGAUCCAUUAUUGAUUGCUCUUGUAGCAGGAGAAGCUGCGCAUAAGUUUGAGAGUAUGCCCCCCACAGAUGCUGUGACACAAGUUCUUCAGAUUCUUAAGGGUAUUUAUGAACCAAAAGGAAUCACUGUCCCAGAGCCAAUCCAAACUGUAUGUACACGAUGGGGUAGUGAUCCCUUUACCCUUGGUUCUUACUCUAAUGUUGCAGUUGGGGCUUCUGGAGAUGACUAUGAUAUAUUAGCAGAAAGUGUUGGGGACGGAAGACUUUUCUUUGCGGGGGAGGCCACUACUAGGCGAUAUCCUGCGACUAUGCAUGGAGCUUUUCUUAGUGGGUUAAGGGAAGCUGCUAACAUAGCUCACUAUGCUAGUGCUCGAACCUUGAGGAUGAAAAUUAGUCGAAGUCCUUCAAAGAAUGUAUACAACUAUGCUUCUCUUCUUACAGAUUUCUUUAGGGAGCCUGACUUAGAAUUUGGGAGUUUUUGUGUCAUUUUCAGUCGAAAGGAUGCUGAUCCAAAGUCCCCAGCAAUUUUGAGAGUGACAUUUAAUGAACCUCGAAAGAAAAGUCAGGAAGGUUGCGGACCAGAGCAACAACAUUCAAAUAAAUUGCUUUUUCAGCAGCUUCAAUCACAUUUUAACCAGCAGCAACAGCUUCAUGUUUACACUUUGUUAUCGAAACAACAGGCUUUUGAGCUAAGAGAGGUAAGAGGGGGUGAUGAAAUGAGGUUGAACUACCUCUGUGAAAAGCUAGGAGUGAAGAUGGUGGGGAGAAAGGGUUUGGGGCCUGCAGCUGAUUUUCUUAUUGCUGCUAUUAAAGCUGAGAGGGGCAGUCGCAAGGCCACUUCAAAUUCAUUGGCUCUCAAAGUGGGCACUUUAAAGGGUACAUCUAAGCUAAAAGCAGGCACUUUGAAGCAGAAAUUGAUCAGGAGAGCAAAAGUAGUGAGCAAUAGCAAUAGGUUGGUACCUCCUCCCAAUUCAAAUAUGCUAAAAAAUCAAAUGCCAAUGGAGAUUCGCGCACCAAAUCAGGCACCCUCUGAAUCUCCAGUUGCAGGACAAAGUCAAGUUGACAGUUUAAAGAAUGAGCAGUUAGCACCUUCCUGCUGAAUUUGCAACUGCUGUUGACUCUAGGAUUGAUUUUGUUUGCUACUGUUUACUGAAGUCUUGAUACUGGCUCUCUCUGGUUAGACUGGCGAGUUUGUUCCUCGUUCUGAAUCUGGCAAGGAGGGCCAGUUGGAGAACUUUAGUUACCCAUACCAGAUCAAGGACACGUCAAAGAGAAGUUUCUUAUUUCUGUGACCACAGUUACAGUUGCAAUAAGUACUUUAAAGCUCAACAAGGAAAAAUACAACCUUGCAUGAUUUGUAUUCUCCUCUCAUUUAUUUAUAUCCCAUGGACACCCUCUAUGGAGGACUAAGGAGCGGUUUAGCUUAUGUCGUUGUUGUAUCACAGUCCAGAGCCUUCAGUUACCCUGGGUCCUGCAGAGGCAUUGCACGUUUUUUGUGAAUCCCACGUGAGAUGCAGAGGGCAAGGUCCUGAAUUACCUGCUCAUUAUUAAGUUUGUUACCAAGCAGACUGGUGUGCGGAGAUGGGUACUUGGAGGUGGUUAUACUGUGAAUUCAAGUAAAUUGAUUAUGUACCUUGAUCUAUUUUCAUUUUAUUCUAAGGCAGAAGGUUGGAAUUCUCAGAUGUGAUGACUGCUGCCUGCUGCAUUUGGUUGUUGGUGAAGGCUUAUGGUCAGAUUGAUAUAGCGAACAAGUUCGCCAUUGUUGAUGUUAGCAACUGUUUUGGAGGUGGAAGACUGCUGGAUCGUCAGCUUUGUUUAUCAAUGAAGAUUCAAUAGUGUGAUACCUUGGAAGUGAAAAAAGGAGAUGAAGAAAAAGGCAUGUGCUUGAUUACAAUCGCAUCUGUAAAUUCUUAAACACUGUUGACUCUUUCCUGGAUAUCCGCAAGGCAUUUGUACAUCUUUCUCAGAGUGUAAGUAAAUUGUACAGAAAAAACAGUGUAGCAUGUGAAAAAAAAAAAAACUUUGGAUUAUUACAACAAGGGUUAGAUUCCAAUGCAAAGUAUCAGGCAUUUUCUCUGGUGUGAAUCAAAAGAAUAAUAAAAUAGAACUUUUACUUGAGAUACAA